Anneissia japonica is the source of this 1264-nucleotide messenger RNA. Its product is annotated as Fanconi anemia core complex-associated protein 24-like. The coding region runs from base 261 to 944 and encodes 227 amino acids. Gene Ontology annotation, cellular component: Fanconi anaemia nuclear complex. The record is from RefSeq and is a predicted model, not a curated record. The transcript has 7 exons. Lineage: Eukaryota; Metazoa; Echinodermata; Crinoidea; Comatulida; Comatulidae. Gene Ontology annotation, molecular function: chromatin binding. Gene Ontology annotation, biological process: interstrand cross-link repair.
AUUCACAAGGAAUUAAUUUAUGUUCUGCAAUAUUACUGAUUUAUAAAUUCCCGAAUAUAAUGCCCUGGGUAAUAAAUAUUCAGCUACAGACGUACCGCGGGAAAUCCCCUUCUUUUAAAAAUUACAACAAAUAGCAACGAGCGGGCCUAGACUAUGUGUAUGUAUGCUGGAGCACUUUUUUGUAGUACUGUAUCUGAUUUGUAAAAUUAUGUUAGUAAGGAGCAGUAGGACUAAAGCCACGCAAACAAAUAUUUAAAAGGAUGAGUAAGCAGGGAUCAUUUUCAGUACCCUCUACACCGACUCAUGAAAGGGGGCGUGUACCGCCAGGAGCGAUCGCUGUCAAUAUGAAGUGGAGAGACUCACAGCUAGUGAAAUCCUUAUCAGGCAAGGUUAGGAUAGUCUAUGACAAUCAACUGGAAGUAGUGGAUUUCCAUCCAGCUAAUGACACUGCUGUUAUUUACAUAUCGGAGCAAGAUAUGGUUGCCGGCACGAGCCACAAAAAGAGAAUUGUGAAACUCAGAAAGGUGGCGUCAAUGAAAGGUGUAGUGCUUGCUGAGAAAACGGACAUGAGUCAGCAAUAUUGCCAGAGCUUGCAGAGGUUUGUUGUUCUAGAACUUGGGCUUGUUUUACUCUUUGUUACAUCACCAACUGAGGCAGCUGAUCUGUUAAUUGAAAUGUGGUGGAUUCGAAAUAGAAUGGGCCAGGUUUUAGAAGAAAGCAAACCAUUUUCAAACCCAUUUCGCAUUAAAAGGAAAAUACAACCGAUCGAUGGUUCAGUACUUUCUGCAACAAAGCUGAUACCAAGACUUGGAAGUGUGAAAGCAAAAGCAUUACUCAUCAAAUUUGGAAGCAUAAAAGAAUUAUCAAAAGCAUCUACUCAAGAUAUUGCUGAAGUUGUAGGACAAUCGACUGCUAUGCAUAUCUAUGAAUUCUUAAACAAAUAGGAUGAAGUCAGGAAAUGAAAACAAGAAUAUAUUUUAUCUACCGUUUAUAAUAAUGUUUUUGGCAUUGUAUAAUGUGGAUAGUUUGAUGGAGUUUUUUGAUGACAUGAAGUAGUAAAAAAAAUAUUAUUAUUGUACUUCCAUGUUACUAAUGUAUUACAGUUAUAUAUUAUAUAGUCUUGUAUAAAAUAAUGAAAUUGUGUCAUUGGCCUGUCUUUGUUCCUUCUCACCUCUGUUACCAUGCACUGACAAUUAAUUUAUGAACGAUCAUAUCAAUUUGGUUUUAGGGAAUGGGGUGGGGAUGAUGAUGAUGGUGAUAAUGA